CAGCGGGAGAUGGCGGCGCUAUCAUUAGGCUCCAGGGGCAACGGCGGAGGUCUCCACGGCACCGUACCGGCUACGCUCCCUCCACGUUCCCAGCGGGUUAUUAAUAGCUGCUCUCCUUUCGCCGGCGCCGCUGCUGCCGGGGGCUCCGCUGGUGAGUUCUGUGCUCCGGGGGCACAGACCCCUGCGGCCCCCCCCGGGGUGGGGGGCUCGCUGCCAGCCUGGCACCCACAGACCCCAAGACGUGGCCGGACAGACCCACGGCGCCGGAUGAACCUGACGGCGCGAGCAUCCCUGCCAAGGCCUCAUCCCACCCCACCGGAGGAUCCAGGGGGGAAGCGGAGCCCCAGGGAUGCACUAUGUUUAGCGCAGCUGUAUCAUCACUUGGAUGGAGCCUGGGAUGCGGCGGUGAUUCAGCGUGCGGAGCGGCGGCACAGCCGGACCCUCGCCCAGCCCAGGUUGGCAUCGGUGGGUACCGCUCAUGGGAUGCCGAGAUGCCGGUUCCCACGGCCGGAGCAGGAGCCGGGGGCUGCGCUGGGGGUUGUGGAGCCGAAAACACGACGUGAAGGCCCAGGAGGUUUUGGGAGGCCGACGGCAGGCGGGCACCGGGCUGCUCCGAGGCUUCGGCGAGUAAAGCGCGACCGUUUCCAUCUGAAUUUCUGCCGGGGAAUCGGCGUGUUGCCUUUGGUGCGUGGCCUGGAGAAGAAAAACAGUUCUCGGGGGUCGCAGGGCUGGGCUGAAAGGCAGGAGAGCACCGGUGACCCUGCGGGAAUUAAAGGGGUGCAGGCAGGGGCAGGCAGGGGCAGGCAGGAGCCGUGGGGCCAGGCUCUGCCGCAAACAGGGCCCCGGAAAAAAUCCCGAGUGCCAGCUCCGGCUUUGCUCACGCUGGCAGAUUGCUGCAAAGCACUUUGAAGUGCAAAUUAAGGUUUUCCAUCAGGUUCGAAGUUAAUUUUGACGCAAAGAAAACAGCACGGCCGCAACCCUGCGUGCCUGCGAUGGAGGCAGGCGUCGGGCCAGGGAUGCGCAGCCCAGCGGGGAGCAGCGGGUGGAGGGACACGGCCCAAUGGCCCCCCCGAGGCCCCCCCCAGAGGGGCUGCACGCAGGGGACGGGGCACAAGUUCAGUGUGCAUUAAGGACAAGCCUUGCAGCCAUCCCGGGAGCUGUGGCAGGGUCAGCUGCAGGGAGGAGGAAGGCAGAGGGAGACUUUGGAGGCAGGACGAGCGAUCCAAGCUCCUGCAAUCGUCACCCACGUAAGCCAGACCCUGGGAUUUGGGGUCCUCAUUGCACCCCCACAGCCAACGCACCGUCUGGGACUGCGGUUAUGGGCAAAGGCGGAUCCAGCCCGACCGUCCUGUGGGAUGCUCUGCUCUUCCCGAGGCUGCAGCUCUUCCCCUGUGGUUUCCCCAGCAGCCGCCCCGGCGCAGCAGGGAUGCUGGUGGCGGGAGGUGAGAGGACCGCAAUGCAUCCCCCCUCUGUGGCCUUUUCCCCUCCUCCCAAUAGUUUCUGCAAAGUUUUAAGCCGAGAGCAGUGUCAGGGAAGGUCCCUCAUCCGCCCUCGCUGCUGCCUCUGGGAGCUGCUGGAGAUCGGCCUCACCCUGCCGAGCGAAGGUCCCGAUGGCAAGGGCAGGCUUGCAGCACCCCCAGACAUUUGGGGUGCGGUGGUUGAGAGACGCAACGCCCAGAGUGACAGGAAGAGCUCUAAAGCCGCGUUUACAGCCAGCUUUCACAGUAAUUAUUGCAAAACCAGGUAAAAUCCCUACUUCCCAGCAGCGUCCGUGCACGAACUCACCAGGCAAAGCGAUCACAAGUCAUUUGUUCUGCAGUGGUCCUGCUCGCCGGCUGCCCCGGGCAGUCGAGCCUGAAGCCAAAGGCACCUGCCCGCACUGUAACGGCACCGGUGGGCAGGGAUGCGGGCAGGGAUGCGGGCACUCACCCCACGCCAUCAGACUUUGCCUUUUCAUCGCUUGGCUUUGCUCGCGGCAAACACCAGCACCCUCCUCCCUGCCCAGGAGCUCCGCCAGCUUCUCAGCUACUUCAAAAUUCUGCUCAAAACCACGUUUCUCCAUCCCCCCUCAAUACGACGCGUGCCUCCGCUGCCUGCCAAGGACGGUCCCUCGUGCUCCCUUCCCUGCUGCCCGGCCGUGCUUUCGCCCUGCGGCUGCGGGCUGCCUCUCCCUGCAUUUCCAAGCAUCUCUCAUGCCUGCUUCUCUUCCAGAUCCCCAUCUUAACUCCCUAACUGAAUUAUUUAACUCUAAUGCAUUUUGGGUACGCUCGAGGUCUCGGCUAAUCAGUGCGCUUCCACAGUGCCCAC
Aquila chrysaetos chrysaetos is the source of this 2307-nucleotide messenger RNA. RefSeq lists its product as uncharacterized. The transcript is spliced from 3 exons. Bases 10 to 909 code for a protein of 299 amino acids. Lineage: Eukaryota; Metazoa; Chordata; Aves; Accipitriformes; Accipitridae. The record is from RefSeq and is a predicted model, not a curated record.